Molecule: messenger RNA, 1144 nt
Organism: Bombina bombina (fire-bellied toad)
Lineage: Eukaryota; Metazoa; Chordata; Amphibia; Anura; Bombinatoridae
Product: gastrula zinc finger protein XlCGF26.1-like
Exons: 1
Coding region: 1-1119 (372 amino acids)
Biological process (GO): regulation of DNA-templated transcription
Molecular function (GO): DNA-binding transcription factor activity, RNA polymerase II-specific; RNA polymerase II cis-regulatory region sequence-specific DNA binding
Source: RefSeq, a predicted model, not a curated record
AUGGGGGAAAAACCAUUUAGCUGUACAGAGUAUGGAAAAUGUUUUACACAAAAGAGUGAUCUGAAAAAGCAUGAAAGGAGUCAUACAGGAGAAAAGCCUUUCACAUGUACAGAGUGUGGAAUAAGUUUUACACAAAUAAGUAGUCUGACAAAUCAUGAAAGGAUUCACACAGGAGAAAAGCUUUUCACAUGUACAGAGUGUGGAAAAAGUUUUACAGAAAAGAGUAGUCUGAGAAAACAUGAAAGAUUUCACACGGGGGAAAAGCCUUUCACAUGUACAGAGUGUGGAAAAUGUUUUACAGAAAAGAGUGAUCUGAAAAGGCAUGAAAGGAUUCACACAGGGGAAAAGCCUUUUACAUGUACAGAGUGUGGAAAAUGUUUUACAUGGAAGAGUGAUCUGAAAAGGCAUGAAAGGAUUCACACAGGGGAAAAGCCUUUCAAAUGUACAGAGUGUGGAAAAAGUUUUACACGGAAGAGUGAUCUGAAAAAUCAUGAAAGAAGUCACACAGGAGAAAAGCCUUUUACAUGUACAGAGUGUGGAAAAAGUUUUACAGAUAAGGGUAAUCUGAGAAAACAUGAAAUGAUUCACACAGGGGAAAAGCUUUUCGCAUGUACAGAGUGUGGAAAAUGUUUUACAGAAAAGAGUGAUCUGAAAAAGCAUGAAAUGAUUCACACAGGGGAGAAGCCUUUCACAUGUACAGAGUGUGGAAAAAGUUUUACAUGUAAGAGUGAUCUGAAAAAUCAUGAAAAAAGUCACACAGGAGAAAGACCUUUCACAUGUACAGAGUGUGGAAAAAGUUUUACAGAAAAGAGUACUCUGAGAAAUCACGAAAGGAUUCACACAGGGGAGAAGCCUUUUACAUAUACAGAGUGUGGAAAAAGUUUUACACAAAAGAGUACUCUGAGAAAUCACGAAAGGAUUCACACAGGAGAAAAGCCUUUCACAUGUACAGAGUGUGGAAAAUGUUUUACAAAAAAGAGUGAUCUGAAAAAGCAUGAAAGGAUUCACACAGGGGAGAAGCCUUUCACGUGUACAGAGUGUGGAAAUAGCUUUACACAAAUAAGUAAUCUGAGAUACCAUGAAAGGAUUCACAAGGGAAGAAACCUUUCACACGUUUAGAAAGUGGAAAAAGGGUUUUAUUUAA